Penicillium waksmanii is the source of this 888-nucleotide messenger RNA. RefSeq lists its product as uncharacterized. NCBI's taxonomy places the organism in Eukaryota, Fungi, Ascomycota, Eurotiomycetes, Eurotiales, Aspergillaceae. The record is from RefSeq and is a predicted model, not a curated record. Bases 1 to 888 code for a protein of 295 amino acids. The transcript has a single exon.
AUGUCAACAAUCGCAUUCUUCGGCGCAACCGGCGGCUGUGCAAACGCCUGCCUAGCCCUGACCCUACGCAACGGCCACAAAGCCAUAGCGAUGGCCCGCAACCCCUCAAAACUAAACACCCAACUCCUCGAACAACCAGGCCUAACGCAAAAAAUCCUGGACAAAAAUCUCCGCAUCCAACAAGGAGACGCCACAAACAUCGAAGGCGUCAUGAAAACCCUCAUCGUCUCCACCACCACCAGCGCACAUGGCGACAGCCAAUGCGAGCUCGUUUCAACCAUCGUCUCAGGAAUCGGCGGCGCACCAACAAUGUCCUGGACCAAGGCGAACCCCUGCGACAAGAUGACUAUGCGAAUCCCAACACUGCCACACAUCGAGCUAAACAAUCCGCACAUCACGGAGGAAAGUACCCGCACGCUCCUGGAAGCGCUACGACGCAUUGCGACGGAGUAUUUCCCUUCUUUCGGGACAUAUGCCGUCGCGGCACCGCGGGUGGCAAUUAUCUCCGGGACGGGGAUUGGGUCGAAGAAUGGGAUGAAUGAUGUUCCAUUACUUUUUCGACCGAUGUAUUGGACGCUUUUGCCUGAGCCGCAUGCUGAUAAAUCGCGGAUGGAGGCAUUGUUUAAUGAGGAGCGGGGGAAGAAGGAGUCGUUGCUUGUGGGUGGGUUGGUUGUUGUUCGGCCUAGUUUUUUGAGGGGUGAUCAUCGGGUUGCGGCGCCUGGGGAGGAUUCUGGGUAUGAUAAGUUGCGGGUGGGUACGGAUGAGAGUCCGGCUGCUGGUGUUGGGUAUUUGGUGGAUAGGGCUUUGAUUGGGGAGUGGAUUUUUGAGGAGGUUGUUAAGACUGGUGGGGAUAGAUGGGUUGGUGAAGGUGUUAUUUUGACUUGUUAA